Messenger RNA from Saccharomyces kudriavzevii IFO 1802, 684 nucleotides. It is a transcript of the gene SVP26, whose product is annotated as Svp26p. Gene Ontology annotation, biological process: endoplasmic reticulum to Golgi vesicle-mediated transport. Gene Ontology annotation, molecular function: COPII receptor activity. Gene Ontology annotation, cellular component: endoplasmic reticulum membrane; COPII-coated ER to Golgi transport vesicle; Golgi membrane. The transcript has a single exon. The record is from RefSeq and is a predicted model, not a curated record. NCBI's taxonomy places the organism in Eukaryota, Fungi, Ascomycota, Saccharomycetes, Saccharomycetales, Saccharomycetaceae. Bases 1 to 684 code for a protein of 227 amino acids.
AUGCUAUUAGAAUUGAUUUCUUAUGUGGGGACCGUUUUAGGGUUUCUUUUCUUGACACUUUCAAUUGCAUCGGGUUUAUACUAUAUUAGUGAACUAGUUGAAGAACAUACAGAACCCACGAGACGAUUUUUAACAAGGGCAAUCUACGGUAUAAUUUUGACAUUAGUACUACUACUGCUACUAGACCGCUUUCCAUUUAAACUCACACUUUUCUCCAUUGCAUGUUACGUAGUGUACUAUCAAAACCUAGAGAGCUUCCCCUUUAUCUCGCUAACCAGCCCAACCUUUUUACUAAGUUGCGUAUGUGUCGUCCUGAAUCACUAUUUCUGGUUCAAGUAUUUCAAUGACACAGAAGUCCCACCACAGUUCAAGUUUGAUCCAAAUUACAUACCACGCAGACGUGCUAGUUUUGCUGAGGUGGCAUCAUUUUUCGGUAUAUGCGUUUGGUUCAUACCAUUUGCCUUGUUCGUUUCCCUAUCAGCUGGUGAUUACGUGUUACCAACGACUAGUGAGCAGCACAUGGCUAAGAAGAAUGAUGAUAUUACGAACAACCAACCAAGAUUACGUAAAAGAGCUGUUGGUUUGGCCCGCGUUGUCAUCAACUCCGUAAGGAAGUACAUAUAUUCUCUUGCUCGUGUGUUUGGUUACGAGAUAGAACCUGACUUUGAUAGAUUGGCGGUUUAG